Molecule: messenger RNA, 2295 nt
Organism: Peromyscus leucopus (white-footed mouse)
Lineage: Eukaryota; Metazoa; Chordata; Mammalia; Rodentia; Cricetidae
Product: claudin-22
Exons: 1
Coding region: 1470-2129 (219 amino acids)
Biological process (GO): bicellular tight junction assembly; cell adhesion
Cellular component (GO): bicellular tight junction; plasma membrane
Molecular function (GO): structural molecule activity
Source: RefSeq, a predicted model, not a curated record
UUUGCCUCUCAAACCUGAAGGAUGAAAGGAAGUCUAUAAGGCAAUUAUGAUGACGUCAUGUAGCUAUGUGAGGAAAAAUGUCAUUGAUUUGGUUAUUUAAUCCAGCGUGUGCUGGCAAUUGACCAGUAUAGUCAGCCCAGUGCUCUGACGUAUUCACUUUGUGGGAAAACUGUGUCGCUGUUUGUGGCGGGAAAGAAUAAUUACUUUCCACUUCCCAAAGAAAGUAACAGUCUGCACUCUUUCAAGCAUUAGGAGAGCCACAGGCUAAAGCCAGUGGCCAGACGUCAUCCAGGGUUUCUGCUCCUGCUGAGAUGUUCCCAGGAAACGGCGGAACUCUCCCAGGACUUCAGGAAGCUGGAUGUUCCUGGAUGUUCUGGAUGGACCACCAGAACCUUGUGGGCCUUUGCGAUUUUUAAGUGGUAGCCACCAAUCUCUGCCCUCACCUCUCUACUCAAAAGCUUCAAGUUUAAAAAGGAAGAAAAAAAAAUCCCAGAGGAAUUGUUUUCUUGUUAUUUAGAGUAUCAGUUCAUUAGUCAGAAGGAAAACUUCUGUGUUCAGUGAAAAAUGACCAACGUGGGGGUCGACAGUGGAGUGGAGAGCAACGAUGUUGAUUUUGACCCAAAGGCCCUCUUGCUUGUUUUUCCUACAGCCCAGGAAGCUAUUUUCAGCAAAGAAGCAAAAAGAAAAAAAAAAGAAAAGAAAAGAAAAAUUCCUCCAAAUUCACAUUCUCAAAGCCUGACAUCCAUUUAUGGCUUAUGCACGUGAGGGGGCCCAACACAAAGGCAUGCAGAUAAGUGAGACCCGACACUCAGUUCAGUAUUGUUUCAUGUGCUCUGGAAUAUGUGCAGCCAAAGAGACUUUUCAAAACAGGCCUGACUUCAAGUCUAGAGGGAUUCCUGAUAAGAUUGAUUUAUUUGGUUAAGAAAUACUUCUCUCUGAACCUUUUUUUUUUUCUUUUUUGCAAAGAUGGGAACACCCAGUAUUAUCAUACCACACGCACUGAAACCUGAAACUCUUUAACAGAUGAAAAUCUGACAUGUGUAAUUAGCGCAGCACAAAGCAGGAGGAGCUGAACCCAAACCUUCAAUUAAACAUUUUUUACAUUCAGACUUAAUUCUCCGGCUUGUUAGGAGCCUCGGGAAUGUGAAAGCCAGGUAGAGCUUCACAAAGGAAGGAUUAGCACAACUUGACCUCAGGGGUUCCCUGACAAAGUGCUCUGGAACAAACUUCGGCCCACGGGACACAAACACGGCCCCAGGCCACACCUUAGCAUUACUGGUUCCUAGCGGCGUUUCCCUGUCCUCUCCUGAAACCUUUUCAACAUGGAAUCAAACAAUGGUAAACCUGGCAGGCGUCCUCCUAGACACACAAUGCAAAAGUAUGUCUGAGCUCGGCAAGUGAGAAGUGUCACACUUUCCUGCAAGCUCGGGGCAGGCGUCGGGGCUGGCCCUGGCUCACAAGACGUUCUCAUGGGCUUAGCUUUCCGGACGGCCGCGCAGUGGGCUGCGCUUCUGUUAUCCCUGCUGGGAUGGGUGUUAGCCUGCCUCACAAAUUACUUGCCCCACUGGAAGAACCUCAACCUGGAACUGAACGAGAUGGAGAACUGGACCAUGGGGCUCUGGGCAUCCUGCGUCAUCCAGGAGGAAGUGGGGAGGCAGUGCAAAGCCUUCGACUCCUUCCUGGCUUUGCCAGCCGAACUCCAGAGCGCCAGGAUCUUGAUGUCUCUGUCGAAUGGGCUGGGGCUGCUGGGGCUGCUGGCCUCUGGCUGUGGCCUGGACUGCUCGAGGCUUGGAGAGACCCAGAAGGGUCUGAAGAGGAGACUGCUCAUCCUGGGAGGGCUCCUGCUCUGGACUUCGGGCGUGAUGGUCCUGGUGCCUGUCUCCUGGGUGGCCCACAGGACGGUUCAGGAGUUCUGGGAUGAGACCAUGCCUGAGAUUGUGCCCAGGUGGGAGUUCGGGGAAGCCCUCUUCCUGGGCUGGUUUGCUGGCUUCUGUCUUGUACUAGGGGGCUGUCUGCUGCACUGUGCAGCCUGCUCAAGCCCAGCUCCCCCAGCCUCGGGCCACUAUGCAGUGGCAGGAUUACCAGACUGUCAGCAACUGGAGCUGAAACAUGCCAAGCCAGAAAUCUAAGCCAGAGGGACCAGCGGCCUCUCCACAGCAGGCGCUUGCUCCAGCUGGACUUGGUAGGAUCUCCUGCUAUAAUCACCCCCACUCCCUGUGAUUUUGAUUUUCUGAAACGUGUACUUCCUUUCUGUGACUAUUAACUUCUUCCAAUACAAUUUCUUUCUAUCACUGA